CUUAGAAUAACUACUUAUGAUUUAGUUGAUUUGCUGCUGUACCCGUUUGGCUGUUUUUAUCUAAUGACUGAUUUUUCUGAUGAAAUUGGGUUUUCCUUAUUGAUGAGGAGACAAGAUAUAAGAGAUGAAUUUGACUGAUAAGCAAUUGAAGCCUUGCAAAUGUGGUUACGAGAUAUGCGUUUGGUGUUGGCAUAAUGUCAUGGACAUGGCUGAGAAGGAUGAUAUGGAGGGAAGAUGUCCUGCAUGUCGCACUCCCUAUGACAAGGAAAAAAUUGUAGAGAAGACAGUGGGAUAUGAAAGGUGAUUGUUUUAUAGCAUUAGCACACACUGCUAUACAUACUUUUAGCAAGCAAUAUUUGGUUAAGUUGGGAAUGCUCAUGAUGUGCUUACUUGCAAACGGGUCUAUGGCUGAGAACAAUUCAGACAGAAGAUUAAAGUCACAGAAGGGGAAGCCUAAGUCAUCUGAUGGAAGGAAGAAUCUUAGCAGCGUCCGAGUUAUUCAGAGGAAGAACCUGGUGUACAUAAUCGGGAUACCUUCUAGUUUAGCUGAUGAGGAUCUUCUCCAGCACAAGGAGUAUUUUGGUCAGUAUGGAAAGGUUAUGAAGGUUUCUAUGCCCCGAAAUGCUGGAGGGUCCAUACAAUAUUCUGCUACCAACACUUGUAGUGUAUAUAUUACUUACUCAAAAGAAGAAGAGGCGGUCCGAUGCAUACAAUCAGUGCAUGGCUAUGUCCUAGAAGAUAAACCCUUAAAAGCGUGCUUUGGAACCACAAAAUAUUGUCAUGCAUGGUUAAGAAAUACGAGUUCUUCAAGUCUUGGUAAAUCUUCGCCCCCCAGUGUGCCAAUUGUGUCCCCUGGAAGAUCUGUCUCUCUUCCAGCAGCAGUUUCAUGGGGAUUGCGUGCUUCAAAUGGACGUCCACCUAACAUAUCGUCAGAUGGUUCAACUGGGUUUACCAAACAAAACUCUGAUGGGCGUGCAGGAGAAGAUUUUUUUUCAAACAAUCAAAGAAGGAUAAGUAGGCAUGACCGAUUCAACACCAACAGAAGAGAACAAACAAGGUGAGAUUAGCAGCAGCAUCAGUGAUUGUCUGUCUUUUGACAAAUGGCUACAUUGGGUAAGGAGUGAUAAUGAAUGGGUUGGUGAAGUGUUAGAGCAGCGACGACAAUGGACUUAUUUAUAUUGAUGUGUAUGCUUAUUUUGAAAAGGGAGAAGGCUAUGGAGGAUAUGGACGCAAUGCGCUUGCAAAGCCAUUAGUUGCUUCAGUUCUCAGAAAAUGGAAAAACAUUUUUUCAUGCAUUCUUGGGGAUAAAGGCUGGUGUCAAACUUGCUAAGAGACAUAAACUAUCUGAUUUCUUCUAUGUCCAGUGUAAUUGGGCUACGGUUCUCUCUUUUACGAUACAUGUCACUGGGCUAAUAAUAAUCAAGGCAGAGAGAUGCGUUCCUAGUAGGAUUUUAUGGUUCAUGUGGUUCGAAUGCAGCUGCGCGUUUUCUGGCGGAAAGUGAAAUGAAUAAAAGACGUGAAGUUGAGAAAAAGGGAGAAAAGAACAAGAGACAUGAAGUUCCGAACAAGAAGGAAGAAAGGAUUGCCCCUGAUUAUGUUAAGGGGAUGAAACCAGUUGAUUUUCAAGAGGAGCUAAGAAAUAUUAUUUGGGAAGAUGCUUCUGCUAUUCCACACUUCAAGUAUGCUCGACCACCAUCGGUUCUUGACAUGAGGAAAUGAACUGACGAUGAUUUACUAUCGAAGAUGUUUGGUUUUUGUUGCUGGUGAGAUAAAAGAGGAUUUGGGGAUUUGGGGAAAACCAGCAGAUACAGAAGAAAGAAAAAAAGUAAAAGAAGGACAAAGACUAAUGGUUGAAGUGGUUUUAGAUGUAUGUACACGUCCUCGGGAGGAGAUGGGGGAGCGGAAUAGCAUUUCCGUUCUCUUAUGUUAUAAUAUUGUUUGAAUAUCAAUUGAUGUAUGUAAUUUUAUCGUACAGUGGAGGAGAUCGGGUGAGUUCUCCAAGUAUUGCAUCAGGAGAUCCAAGUGUUGGAUGGGUGGGACCACCACCCGAUGAUGAUUAUUUCUAUUAUACUGAUGAUGAAGGAAACAGACUGUUAAAGUAUCAGUUCUGCCAUCGCAAGCACCCUAGAGUCAUGGAGAGUAGACUUGAUUUUUCCGAUGUUAAGUUGCUUAGUCCUUCGUUUGAGAGUGCACUCCGCAUAAGUUGUGACGGCUCCUACAGGCCAGGCAUCUAUGGUGGAUGUGCAGUAGUUUUACGCACGGACACUUUGAGGCAAUAGUUACGGCGCCAUUGAGAGGAUCAAUGAGUAUGUGUUCAACCCGACACCUGCUGGUAAAUGUUAUGAAAGCGAAGAUGAGGACUUAGUGGAUAUGUUUACAUACAUUACGGACGUGAUCGAUAGGUAUCCACAUCUUUUUUCAUUCGAACAUUCACUCCGGCAAGCGAAUUCUAUGGCGGAUUACCUUGCAAGGAGGAAAGACACUCCCCGGACUGAAAAUGGAGAGGAAGAUGGAUGGGAAGACAUCCAUAGCAGCCAGGGAAAGGAAGCUAGGUAUGACCAUGUGACCGACCAUCUUAGCAAGAUGGAUAAGUCAGGACAUCCUUAUCUAAGGGUGGUGAGCUCUGUGGACGACCGAAUUCGUAAAAGGCUAAACGUGGAUUAUUCUGAAUUUGUCAAAGGUAGGAGGAAACCGAGACCUGAGGGGUUUUAAUUUGUUUCCAUCAAUGUCAGGUUGUGGUGUUUGUACGACUUAUCAUCGUUCCAUUAAAAUCUUUGUAAACGAUUUGUGGGUUUACUUUACAGUAAACUCUCUAAAUAAACGGGAGGCAUUUUUUUGUUUUCUUUUUCAGAAGCAUGAUGAUGAUAUUAGACUUUUGUUGAACUAAUAAUAUAAUAAUAUCCUUCUUAAUUUGUUUGUUUAGUUUAGAGUUACAAGACAAUUUUUUGAAACUUGGCCAAAUUUA
This is a messenger RNA of Papaver somniferum (opium poppy), 2965 nucleotides long. Its product is annotated as CCR4-NOT transcription complex subunit 4-like. The transcript is spliced from 8 exons. Bases 294 to 1061 code for a protein of 255 amino acids. The record is from RefSeq and is a predicted model, not a curated record. Gene Ontology annotation, cellular component: CCR4-NOT complex. Gene Ontology annotation, molecular function: ubiquitin-protein transferase activity; RNA binding. Gene Ontology annotation, biological process: protein ubiquitination. Lineage: Eukaryota; Viridiplantae; Streptophyta; Magnoliopsida; Ranunculales; Papaveraceae.